Messenger RNA from Candida dubliniensis CD36, 2586 nucleotides. RefSeq lists its product as uncharacterized. Lineage: Eukaryota; Fungi; Ascomycota; Pichiomycetes; Serinales; Debaryomycetaceae. The transcript has a single exon. The record is from RefSeq and is a predicted model, not a curated record. Gene Ontology annotation, cellular component: EMC complex. The coding region runs from base 1 to 2586 and encodes 861 amino acids. Gene Ontology annotation, biological process: protein folding in endoplasmic reticulum.
AUGCUUUCAAUUUUAUGGCUACUCGUGAGCUUUUUCCUAUGUUUUUCCAAUGCAGUAUUGAUUGAUGAUGCAUUUGGUUCAAGAGAAUCAAUUAAUUACUUGUAUGGAGGGUCCUUGAACAACAUUCGUUUGUUGAAAAAUAAUAUCCUUGUUGCCACUAACAGUCAUGAUCAAGUACUUGGAAUUGAUGUACUAAAUCACGAUUUGAUUAAAUGGAAGAUUGAGAUUAAUGAAUUAGAAAAAAGUAAUGUGAUAUCAACAGAUACUCAUAUCUAUGUAUAUGGAUCGUGUCAAGAUAUAUACCAAAUUGAUAAUCUAGGCAAUUUAGAAAUCAUUGAGUUAGCAUCUAUUCCUAAAAAGUUAGAAGAUGCAAAAUAUGGAUUGCUUAUUAUUGAUUCAGAUAAUUCAUUAAAAUAUUACAAUGGGGAGUUUCAUACAAUUGGUGAUAACGCUUCUUCUAUCAGAGUUGAUCAAAACAAGGGGUACAUGUAUCUUCUAGUGAAUGAUAAAAAUUUGAUUAAACUUUCCAAAACUGGACAGGUGGUAUUUACUACUGAAGUUGAAGUUGGGUCAAUAAAGGAAUUUAAAAAAGGGAUUAUUUUGACUGGGAAUGACCAAAUAUUCAAAUUUGAUGAACGUGACAAGACAUUUAAACGAAUUGAAAAUGAUUCCUUUAAAAACUUGGUAAUUGUUGAUAAUGACUUAUUGUAUGCGAAAUUGAAUGAUGUUGUGCAAUUGAUCCACAUUACUAAGAAUCAAAAGACUGAAUUACUUGAAGUUAUCAAACUCAAACCAGAAGCAAAAGUUGAGUUACUCACUACUCCAUUGAACGCUUUUCUUGUUGUUUCCAAUAAAAACUUGAAACAAGUUCAUGACUUGACAGAUCUUAUUGAUACUAAAGAUGCAAAGAGUAUAAGGCAAUUUACUUUUAAGCUGACAUUGGAUUUCCCCCACGAGUUUGUUUCCAUAAACAAAGAUCAAUUAAAUAUUUUGUUAAUUAAUGAAAAUUUGGUUGGUGAAGUAUACAGUUUAUUUGAUGGUUCUAAAGUAGAAUCCAUUCAACCACAAAUCCAUCAAUACUCAUCCAAGGCUAGUAAGUAUAUUAUUAUUGACGAACCCGAAUCGGAAAGCAUCAAACAUGAACUUGAGCUGAUUCUUCAUGAAGGUGAUGGGGUAUAUGUUUUGACAAACUGGAUUCGUAGAGUUACCAGACACUUGUCUGAACUAGGCAAAUUUGUUUCAUCAUUUAAUUUUAAGAAUUUGUUUGCUUCAAACGAAUCAAUUGGGUUUGUUAAAUUAAUUGUGUUUUAUGAUGAAGAGUACAAGAAGUUUGUUGCUGUAAAAUCAAACAACUUUGCGAUUGCUUGGGAAUUACCAAUACAAGAUGAUUUCAUUACUUUACGCCAAAUUAGAAAUGGGAACAUUAUUGGGAUCUUCAAAUCAACAAUCCUAGAAAUUAAUACUGCUGAUGGAUCAAUUGUUAAUGAAACUGCAAAUGAUUCUGGAUUUUUUGAUGUAUUUAAUGUUGAAGAUGUUUUAGGAUUUGAGAAUAAAUAUGGAUUUCAAUUAUCAGCUGCAGUGGAUACAAAUACUUUUUUCAAAAAAGUUAUCAACGAUAAUGAAGUUGCUGGAUUUGUUAUUCCAGUAGGAUCUUUAGAUUCUAAAAAGACAUGGUCCUUUAAACUUGAUGAACAGAUUAUUUCUUGCCAAAAUAUACCUGCAGAUUCAACUACUUCAUCUUUGGGGAUUCCAUUAGCUGAUAAAUCGGUAUUGUAUAAAUAUUUGAAUCCAAACAUUAUUUCAUUGUUGACUUUUGGGAAAUCAUUAAAGUUUCAUUUGAUAGAUGGGAUUACAGGGAACUUGUUAUAUUCUUAUACUCAUGACCCAUCAGAAAUUGUCGAUCUCCAAUCAAUAAAUCUUGUGAUGGACGACAAUUGGAUUAUAUAUUCAUAUUUCAUCAGUGAACCAAGACUUGAACAGAGAAUUAAUGUCAUUGAUUUAUUUGAUGACCAAUUUUCAUCUAAUACAUCUACUGUUGCUUCAUUGAAAACAAUUGAUAAAAUAUCUACCAAAUCAUUUAUUUAUCCCGAACGUAUUGUACAAUUACAAUCGACCAGAUCAUUAUAUGGUAUUACCCUUAAAUCCAUUGUUGCACUUACUGAACUGGGGAGUUUGAUUGAAAUACCUAAAUUUAUUUUGAAUAGUAGGAGACCAGAACAUGAAGUUAAAGCUGCUGAUUAUGGUAAUGAUUUUAAUAUGGUACCUUAUGAUCCAAUAGUUGCUAAAACAACCUUCCAAGUAUUAAAUCACAAAUAUCAAUUGAAUAGUGGUAGUGAUGCUGGUGGUAAAGGGUCUAUACUUGUGAAACCAACAUUAUUUGAAUCAACAUCAGUGAUCUGUUAUUUUAAUAAUGAAAAUCAAUUUUGUAGUGUGAUUCAACCAUCAUCAUCAUUUGAUUUGUUGAAUAAAGGUUUUGAUAAAAUCAAAUUGUUGAUUACUAUUGUGGUAUUAUUUGCUGGAUUUAUUAUUUCAAAACCGUUUGUGUUUAAUAAAAAAUUGAAUGCUCAAUGGAUAGAUAGAAAAUAG